GGCUCUAGCCGGCAGGCCCGAGGAAGCUCCCCGCCUGGUUGCAGAUCGUGUCACAGUCGGCGGCGGGCCCGGGAAAGAAACGCGAGAGGCGGCGGGCCUACGCCCGAUGUCUGCGGGGGCGCCGCGCGGGGCGCGCCGGCCGCGAUGUCUUUGCGGGUCUCCGGCGGCCCCUUUGGGCCCCCCGUGGGCAUCCGCGCCUCGCUGAGGUCGCUGGGCGCGGGCGCCCCGCGCGCCUCGGACGCCCGAGGCUCCAUCGUCGCCCCACGAGGCUCGACCAGGGAGAACCACGGCAGCCCACUGGCUUCGGGCGGAGGCCGCGGCAGCCCAAUGGCUGCGGCGGCGGAGGCGCCCGGCGGCGCGGUCGGCGGCCGCAGCUCGGUGGCGCAGCAGCAGGAACUGAACCACAAGGGCCAGACGCACACCAACGCGCUGCAGGCGCGGCGGCGGACAACGCCAGGAUCUCUGGGUCCUCUUGCUGAGCCUGCCUUGAAGGGGGACCUCGUGCGGUUCGACGCCCUGCUGACCGAACUGAGGCGCGAGCACGAGGGCCUGGCGCGCCGGCUACGCGGGCAGCGCGCACAGCAGCCGCCUGGCGGCGAGGCGCCGGCGGGGCGGCCGCCCGCCCGCGAGGAUCGCUGCGAGGCGGGGCCGCACGGCGAGGGCGCCCUGCCCGUGGUCGAGGACGCGUGGGCUCAUCCCUGCACCGUGCAGUCGGCCUGGGGCAGCGGCCCCGAGCCGGAAGCGCAGCUUGCGGGGGUCGUGUUCCGCGACCCCACCGAGUCUCUGCAGGCGUCCGCAGACUCGGACCGCUCGGGCGCCUACUCGACGUCGUCGGGCGGCGUCCACAAGUCCCGGAUCAAGUCCAUGGGCCGGUCCCUCACCGUUUCCGUGGGCGAUGCCAUCAGCCGGUCUUUCACCGCUGGCAACGAUGCGCAUUCCGUCUUCUCAAACCCAGAGGACGCCGCACCCAAGGAGAGAGGGUUCUGCUACGCAUUUGUUUCCAGCCCGAUGUUCGAACUGAUUUGGUCGACCGCCAUCCUCUUGAACACUCUGACGAUGGCCCUGGAAGCGCAGUACGACGGUAUGGACGGCUCUUACCGCUACGACCUGGGGCGAUCGCCGUCGACCCAGCCUGCCAGCGAAGUAUGGCCAGGAGCGGACACUCUGUUCAUCGCCACCGACAUGGUUUUUGGAGUGUUGUUCACUUUGGAGUUGCUCUGGCGGAUUGUCGUCCUCCGCAAGGAGCUAUUCCUAGAUAUCCAGCUGCCUACGGCAAGUCCGGGGGCAUGGUGGCGGACUUGGUCGUGGAUUGACAUUACUGCGGUUACUUUCUGGUACAUCGAGCGGCUCUCCCAAAGCACCAUGUCCCUCGAGAUCAAUCCUAAAGUCAUCCGUGUGGCGAGGCUCGUGAAGCUCCUGCGAUUUAUCAGAGUCAUCCGGUUCAUCAACGCCUUCGAAAAACUAUUCAGCUGCCUAUGCCGCGACACACGUGUCAUAACUAUCCAAUUUGCAGUGGACUCCAAGCUCAGAUCCCAGUCGAAGGCAAGUUUUUCAGCGCUCGCCUGGUCUUCAGCCGUGCUCCUGCUGGUCGAGAUCGUCUUCGCCCUGCUGCUCAACAUUCUGCUGGAGGGCUUCUGGAAUGACGCGGACAACCCCAUGGAAGACCGCCAGGUGAUUUUCCAGCAUUUCGGCACCUUCAGCAAGUCGUUGCUGUCCAUGUUCGAGAUGCUUCUGGGCAACUGGUACUCCAUUACACGCGAGCUCGUCAAGGUCAACGAGUGGUACAUGGUACUUGGCGUGGGGCACCAGCUGGCCUUCGGCUUCGCCGUGAUCGAGGUGAUGACAGGCGUGUUUCUUCACGAGACGUUCCAGGUGGCGUCGCUGGACGAUGGCAUCAUGACGAACGAGACGAAGCGUGCGAUCCAGAGGAACACCGAGAAGAUGAAGCAAUUUUUCGAGAGCGCGGACUCGAAUGGCGAUGGGUUCCUCGACAAGCAGGAGCUCGAGCAGGUGCUGCAACGGGCACGGGUCCAGGAGUGGCUCUCCGGAAUGGGGCUCAAUAUUCCCGACGUGGUUACCGCGUUCACGGUGAUGGACGAGAACGGCGACGGCUUGCUCAGUGCUAAGGAUUGUUUGUGGAGGGGGCAUGGUACCUGA
Prorocentrum cordatum is the source of this 2157-nucleotide messenger RNA. Lineage: Eukaryota; Dinophyceae; Prorocentrales; Prorocentraceae. The record is from the annotation of a GenBank genome assembly.